AUGCUGCUGACGAUCACAAGCAAGUAUGGCAGCGCUACAUCUCGCCUGCGCGCAUCCGCAACGAGACUUGCAGCAUUAGCAAGAUGCACAAGGACUACACCACUUUGCACAGCGUCGCACCGGACAAAGCUCGUAUCGACAACCUCUGUUGCGAUAUCGAGAGAUGUUGCUUCACGUGCUUCCAGUCGACCAGAUGUAGCCAUCGCAGCAAGAGCGCUAUCGUACCACCAAAUCCGCCAAUCUUCCACGAAUACUAGCGAUACCAUCCACACUCAAGGCUCUUUCCACUCCUCCUCGUCCGCUCACAAGACACUGCUCUCGGACAUCCCAUCCAUCAGCCCGCGGUCACUGGUCAAAUACCUCGACUCGUACGUGGUAGGUCAGACGAGGGCGAAGAAGGUGCUCGCCGUAGGCGUGUGGAAUCACUACCUUCGCGUCGCGAGCAAUCAGCGGAUGAAGCACGAAGCUGAAGCGAGACUUGAGGCGCAGCAGCAGCAGCAGCAGCAACAGCAACAGCAACAGCAGCUCUCGGAAGAGGAAACUGAAACCCAACUCCAACGUAACUGUACAAUACCGGAUCAUGGUGUUUCAGAGGCUGCCUCACGAUCGCUGAGGUUAGGAAAGUACAAGGCACGCUCCGAGGAAGCAGCGGGUCCGAUAUCGAACCCAACCGCAAUGCAAGAAAAAGACGAAGCGAUGGCAUCGCUCCAAGAUAGUUGGCGUUCACAGCAUCAGAUCGAACAAGAACGAAACGCGGAGCGAGCGCGCGAUCCGCACGGCGAAGCAACGCGGAGUCUCAUGUUUGGUCGCAGCGAGCGCGAGUGGCUCGUCAACGCGGGCGGUCCAUCGGCGAUUAUAGAAGACGACUCCAAGGUAGCCAUACAGAACGGCAGUGGAUAUGCAGGUCGUAUCGCGCCCAAGUUCGGUGAUGAUCUCAAGCCACCCGAGAAGCCCGAGAAGCCCGAGAAGCCGAUGAAAAGGGUUUCGGCCCAGACCCCAGCUGAAGAAGCGAGUUGGAAGUUGGAACAGCGCAAAUGGUCAUCGACAACGGCAGCACAAGAAAAUGCACUGGCCGAAGCGGCGUCGAGGAUGCACAAUGCUGUGCUGUCUGAUUAUACUCGGGACUUUCAUCAAAAAGAUCAUGUGGUCGAGGGGACAUCAAGGAUCGGCGUGUUCGGGGCCGACGAGCCUCUAUACUUCUCGUCAAACACGAUGCGCGGCUCCCAGCAUGCCGGUGUGCGUGGACCUGGUUCGCAAAGUCAAAUGUCGAGAACUGAUGAAACAGAGAACAAGUGGGAGUCAUCACAGGAGAGAGCAGCGUAUGCCGCUGGGAUAGCGCAAGAACGUACCAAACGGGCAUUGCGGCUUGCCAGAGAGCGACUUUCGACGAGCAGGAACAGCGACCAUCCCAGCGAACGCGCCUCGACGGUGGAUGUGUGCCAUGUUUCGGAUUGCACACCUCGGACCCAUGACGCAGGCAAGGAGACUGCCUCGACUUCAAAUCCCGGAAUCGCGUUCCUCUCAACACAACCAGGUUCGCUUCCGUUUUUCGAAAAGUCCAACAUCCUCCUCCUCGGACCGUCGGGCUCAGGCAAGACGCUGUUGCUCCGAACGCUGGCACAGGCGCUCGAUGUGCCGUUUGUGCAUGUCGACGCUACGCCGCUCACCAUGGCGGGGUAUGUGGGAGAAGAUGUGGAGUCGAUCAUCCAGCGAUUGUUGGUGGAAGCAGGCUGGGAUGUAGAUCGCGCACAGCGCGGAAUCGUGUGCAUCGACGAGAUCGACAAGCUGCGCAAAACCGGGCUGGGAGGUGGAGGCGGGGGAGCGGGAGGGGCGGGAGGAGGAGGAGGAAAGGACGUGGGUGGAGAAGGCGUACAACAGGCGUUGUUAAGGAUACUGGAAGGAACGACGAUUCAGAUUGCGAACAAAGCGGGUGCGAAUGCGGGUGCAAGUGCGGCUGGGACGGCGACAGCGGCGAGCAAGGUACCAAAGAGCUACCCACGGCAAGCAGCGACAGGAGAUGUAAACGGUGUCGAGACAGCCGGAGGUCUCGGACCGUGGUACAAUCAUCGUCGAGCGCAAGCGGACUCAGCGGAUGCCAAAUGGAAUUCCAACAGCCUGUCGUCGUCACAAACCCAAGCUGCGAGCUUGAGCGUCGAUACAAGUUCAAUCCUCUUCGUUCUCUCAGGAGCAUUUGUGGGGAUUGAUCAUGUUAUCCGAAAUCGUCUCGAUCGGCUAUCUGGCGAUCCGACUACUCUGAACGUCUCGAGUGAGGAUCAGAAUGAGAAGCCGCAUGCUGCGACGUUAUCGCAGUGCGACCUACUCUCACGACUCGAGCCGAGCGAUUUGGAGCAGUACGGAAUGAUCCCGGAAUUCAUCGGUCGCGUACCCGUGUCGGUGGUGCUCAACCCGCUUUCGCACCAAGACCUGAUCCGGGUCAUGACUGAACCGCGCAACAGCCUGGUUGAUCAAUAUACGUCGUUGUUCAAACUCAACGGUAUCGAACUGCACAUCUCGCGCGGUGCGAUCGAAGAAGUGGUCCAUCGUGCAAUGGGCACUUGCUCGGCUGCCAACAGCAAGGCGCUGGUCAGAAAUUCAGCCGAUCGCGGUGGCGGUGGCGGUGGUGCAAGAAGUUUAAGACGUAUCAUGGAGGAUGUCCUGCUAGAUGCGUUUUACGAGAGCUACGGCAGUUCCAGCGUCAAGUACAUUUUGGUCGACAGGCAGAGUGUUCGCGACACCAGCGAGGUCAAGCUGUUCAGUAGAGGCCAAAAGCUCGAUUUCGAAGCUAGAGUCAAAACCGAGGCGCAAGACUGGUGCACGCGUCAGCAGCAACAGAAACAGACUCGUCACCAAGGUGCAAAUCCCGCCAAAGCGAUCAGGAAAGACGGCGGGGCUUUGGGCGACAUGGAUGCAGCCAGGACAGCUAUGGCGAGACACAAAGCGAGAGCAUUGAUCAGAAGCAGGUUGAGGAGGACAAAUAGGUUGGUGGAUCCGGUCAUCUACGUCUGA
This is a messenger RNA of Mycosarcoma maydis (corn smut), 3006 nucleotides long. RefSeq lists its product as uncharacterized. The record is from RefSeq and is a predicted model, not a curated record. Bases 1 to 3006 code for a protein of 1001 amino acids. The transcript has a single exon. Gene Ontology annotation, biological process: proteolysis; protein catabolic process. Gene Ontology annotation, molecular function: ATP binding; ATP hydrolysis activity. Gene Ontology annotation, cellular component: mitochondrial matrix. Lineage: Eukaryota; Fungi; Basidiomycota; Ustilaginomycetes; Ustilaginales.